AUGCAGUCUGGCUGCAGGAUGGCGCUAUCCAGGGGGCUGAGGUGCUGCCAGAGGGUACUGUCCUGGGUGCCUGUAAUUAUUAUAUGGCUGGUGGUGUUGUGGUCUUAUUAUGCCUACGUCUGGGAACUGUGCCUUGUAACAAUAACCAAUCCUUUGGAACAAGUUGCAUACCUUAUCAUAUUUCAUAUGGUCUUCAUACUUUUCUCCUGGACUUACUGGAAGGCAAUUUUUACACCUCCAAUGCAGCCACCUAAAAAGUUUUUGCUGUCUUACGCUGACAAGGAGCGGUAUGAUAAUGAGGAGCGUCCAGAGGCCCAGAGGCAAAUACUAGCUGAGGUUGCUAAGAAUUUGCCAGUUUACACUAGAACUGGAAGUGGAGCAGUUCGAUUCUGCGACAGGUGUCAAGUGAUAAAGCCAGAUCGGUGUCACCAUUGCUCUGUCUGCCAUAUGUGUGUUCUAAAAAUGGAUCAUCACUGCCCUUGGGUAAAUAACUGUAUAGGAUUCUCGAACUACAAGUUUUUCUUGCUGUUUCUGGCAUAUUCCAUGCUGUACUGCACAUACAUAGCUUGUACCGUCUUCAAGUAUUUCCUCCUCUACUGGACGGGUGACUUAACGAAUGGCCGGGCCAAAUUCCAUGUGCUUUUCCUGCUUUUUGUUGCCCUCAUGUUCUUCAUCAGUCUUACGUUCCUCUUUGGUUAUCACUGCUGGCUUGUUGGCUUCAACAGAACCACACUAGAGGCAUUUUCAGCCCCAGUGUUUCAGAGCGGUCCUGAUAAAAAUGGUUUCUACCUCGGUUUCUGUAAGAACCUGGAAGAGGUUUUUGGAAGGGACAAAAAAAUGUGGCUUAUUCCAGUGUUCACCAGCCUUGGGAAUGGACUUUCUUUCCCAAUGAGAACAAUAAAUGAAUCCCGAAAUCCACUUUUAUCCACAGAAGAUAAUUGGGAAGAUGUAACUGAUGAAGAGAAUUCAGUCUCUUAUGGAUUGUCAGAUGUUGCCAUAGACAUGGACACAUAGCACUCUGCAGGCAGAUGCUGUGUAGCUUUCAAAAAAGGGGCCAAAGCAUAAUGAAAUCUCAUGGAAUACCAAGGAUAUAAAUACGGAGCAGCCUACCUUCCCAUCACUUGAGAAGUGUUAUGCAGGAGCAGCCUAUGCUGUGCAAAUUACAAGACCCUACUGGUUAUUCAUUGGGAUUGGACAAGUAUUUUACAGAAGGAAAUUGCACCUCUGACAGUUAUGCUUCAUAGAAUUUCAUAUUUAUUUUGAGAUUUUGGUAUCUCAGAUGUUCAGAAUCUUCUGUAAUGUUUGACUAUUACAAUCUAUGGGUUUAUUUAUAGUUAUGGUUUACAGGUAAAUGAUGCUCGAGAUGGCAGGUUCAGCUAGUGCCUCACCUUGAUAAUGAAUAUUACAUCUGCAUUUUUUUAGGUAAAUGGUACUGGCUACAUUAUACGUGUGCUCUCCUAUUUCAGCUUUUAAUUUAUUUUAUUUUGCACAAUAAAUUGUUCUUAUUAAUAGUAAGAUACCUUUUUAUACCGGAGAGAAUAAAAAUAUAUUUCCCGGUGA
Molecule: messenger RNA, 1560 nt
Organism: Bombina bombina (fire-bellied toad)
Lineage: Eukaryota; Metazoa; Chordata; Amphibia; Anura; Bombinatoridae
Gene: ZDHHC15
Product: zinc finger DHHC-type palmitoyltransferase 15
Exons: 12
Coding region: 1-1014 (337 amino acids)
Biological process (GO): peptidyl-L-cysteine S-palmitoylation; synaptic vesicle maturation; protein targeting to membrane
Cellular component (GO): endoplasmic reticulum; Golgi apparatus
Molecular function (GO): protein-cysteine S-palmitoyltransferase activity
Source: RefSeq, a predicted model, not a curated record